Molecule: messenger RNA, 4876 nt
Organism: Clupea harengus (Atlantic herring)
Lineage: Eukaryota; Metazoa; Chordata; Actinopteri; Clupeiformes; Clupeidae
Gene: osmr
Product: oncostatin M receptor
Biological process (GO): sarcomere organization
Cellular component (GO): M band
Molecular function (GO): protein binding
Source: RefSeq, a predicted model, not a curated record
CUAAUCGGCCAUUUUGAGUGCACCUGUUGUUUGAGUUAUUCAACAGUGUGUGAGCAGUGCUCACUUGUACAAGUGCACAUUCACACAAAAGCCUCAGGAGAAACCGACAAAACAUUCAAACCCCAGCUUUCCGAUAAAAAGCUUCAUUUUCUUUCCCCCAAGGACUCCUCCUUGGCCUCACAACCAAGUGAGGUUUUUGAAGGGAACUUGUGUUUAGUAAUUUGAACAUGCAUCUGUGUGUGUGUACACACUGCAUGUCUGCAUAUUCACAUGUAUUUUAAGCCAGUUGCUCAUCUGCAAACUUGUGUGUGUGUGUGUGUGUUUCUGUUUGAGGGGAGCGGAUGAGCUGAGAGGAGUAAAAAUGGCAUUUAAGGAGAGCCACUGUGUCCCUCUCUGCAGAGGGCUUCUGUGCAGUCAUUAAAUAUUUACAUGGUAGCUGUCCAUUUACGGCAAUGGACACAAGAUUCAUAGUCAAUACUUUACUCAGGGUAAAUUUACAUUAGUAAAUCGAGUGGGAUAUUCUUGCAGUUCUCUACAUUUUGAGUGACGCAUUACUUUUCUAUCUCAUUUUUGGGAAACACAAUUUGCACACAGGAUCACACAGUGGGCUGCUAGGGUCCCGCAGCCACAAAAGACCAAACAGAUUUGUCCAAUAAUAUUCAAUUGCAGGUCUGACAUAUCACCUUUUCAAUCAUAAACUUUAUUCAAGACCCAGUGUCAACACAUUCAGCUUUUUUUAGACUUCUGUUCAAUUGUUUUACUCCAAGCAGCAGAUUUCAAGAUCAAAUAGCGUACAUUUUGAGCCUGAGUGAAAGUGAAAGAGAAAAGUCAGAAAAGCACAGCUAUCUGGGCAAAAAAAAUUAAAUAGAAAAGGGCAGGAGGAAGGGUACUUUUUUUUUUACUUCUUCAUAUUUAAAAUGUCAAGAUGUUCUGCUGAAGAACUAAAAGCUAAGGAGACAAUAAUAUUCUGAUAUGCUUUUCGAAAAGGUCCGAACCUCUCCAUGAGAAGCUAACUAACAGCCUUUUCGGUGAGUAGUAGAUAGGCCUAACUGCCACAGUUGUCAUUUACAGAUUCAAUCUGUUCUCUGCACUCUAGUGCACCACACUGAAAAAAAACUUGAAUGUGCAAAGAGUUGCAAAGAUAUUUAGAUGGACAUUUUUAAUUGUCCAUCUUAUUUCACGUAGCUCUCCAAAGGGUUUCAGUGUACCGUCAUUCUAAGACAUUGUAUAAUUACAGACAACAUAUUGGAACCGAUUUCGUGGUAAGUAAUAACUGCGUAGCGUUAUGGUUUCGUUUGUUGCUUUUUUUGCAUCAUUUUAUGUAAGCUCUAGCAACUCAAUAUUCUACUGGGCUAUUUUAUGAAGCAACAGCCUGCCGAUUUCUGUGUAUUUUUCGUUUUAAACCAUUGUUUUGUGCUUGACAGAAUAACACCCCAAAACAUGUUUGCUGCUAGCUAACCAUGAUGAAGGUGUAACCUGGUGUAACUGAGCCGACGAACACAUGAAACAACAGCCAUGUCAAGCUCCCAACAACAUCAAGCACGCAGGACAGGAUACUCAAUAAGUGCUAUGGAUCAGGCGUUGUGGCAUAUAAGUCUACUACUUAUAAUCUCUUGUGAAAACGGCUGGAACAGAGGAUUUGAUUUUGUGGACUCUGUACCAGUUCAAUUUCAAUUGUAUCCACAAGAUCAUCAACGCCUUGUGGUAAACUGGACAGCAGACAGCACAGUUCCAGAUGUUACUUAUGAAAUUCAAGUGACCCGCACAAAUACCUUAAACGUGAUUGAAAGCAUAAAUGUAAGCAUUAGACCACAAGAAUUUGGAGAAUCAUUCCACACUUGGACAUGGACAUCGAAAUUGCCUUUACAAUGCACUGAUCACUCUGUGAGGAUGCGGACUGUCUACAACUCUACUUUUGUAGGUAACUGGAGCCAAUGGAAAACACAUUUAGGUGUACAUGAAUAUCAAGACCAAGUCUGGCGUGAGCCGCAGAUGUUUCCAUCUGAGGAGGUUCUCCAGGAGAGAUCAGAAGUUCACUUCUGUUGUGUGGCACCAAGGGAUGCCCAAGUCAUCAACAUAAUCUUCAACAACACGCAGUACCCCCUCAUCAACAUCGGUAGCCAGGUCAAAGCCAUUGCAGUGGACAAUCUCAAUAUCACCUCCGACCUGGGGGUCAUCUUCCAGUGUCUUGAUUCUAACGAAGAUGAGAACAUAACUGCAAACUUUGUCUCAUUCCCUCCACAGAAACCAAGAAAUCUGAGCUGUGAGACAGAGGAUUUAAAACUUUGGAGUUGUAAAUGGGAUCCUGGAAGACUACCUAACUUGCACCAUGCACCAUACAACUAUACCCUGCUUGUAAAGAACUCUGGUCGUGAUCUCAUCUGGUGUGAAACAUCCUCAUGUAGCUUUCUGGUUUUCUCACACCUGCAUGAGUAUAAUGUCACUGUGAUGGUAACAAGCAUUCUAGGGCAAAAAUUGGAGAGCAUCAGGUUCAAUGCACUGGACAGAGUUUUUCCAGUUGCCAAGAGUUUGUCUAUGAGGCCUGGUGUUACUGAAGCUAGCUUGUCUUGGACUAUUGAGGGGAACUUUACCAAGAUUCUAGUGAUUUGCCAAGUCCAAAUGAACCCUGAGGGAACAGUCAUGGACAUUGAACAGAUUGUAGGUUUAGUGCUACACUUUGCUUGCCAACUGAAAAACUUAAAACCCAGCACACAGUACUCUGUAAAGGUACGCUGUGCAGUUUCUGGGAAAAGAUGGGGAAAGUGGUCUGACCCACAGUUCUUCACCACAUAUCCCCUGGUAGACAUCUGGAGGAGCAUACAAGCACUUCCAAGUGGUCGCAGUGUUAUUGUAACAUGGAGGACAUAUGCCAGUGGCACACAGUUGGAUGUCAAGUCAUAUGAAGUUCAACUGCAGCAGGAGAACAAGCUGGAGAAGUUGUGCACUAACACAUGGCUUCAUCAGACUGAAUUCUUAAUCGAUGAGCGAGGAUGUAAUAUUUCUGUCCGUGCCAUUACCAGAGCUGGUACCUCUGCUCCAUCUCAUAUCCUCAUCCCUCCUGCAGAACGCUCUGAAAAUAAUGUUAUCGUAAAGAGGAUUGUUGGCAGUACCGGGACUGGGUUUAUGCUGUUAUGGAUAGAGGAUGCCAGUGCUAUGUGUGGGUAUACAAUAGAGUGGUGUCAGAAUGGGACUGGAGUACUGCCUUGCAACCCUAGCAACCUUCGGUGGGAAACAGUGCACCAAAGUAACACCUCCUUAUCACUCAGAGCAGGGGCGUUUAUCAGUGGACGCAGAUACACCUUCAACGUGUUCGGCUGCAGAGUGGAUGGACACCACCUAAUUGACACACACGUUGGCUACUUACAAGAACAGAAACCUACGCAGUUCACAAAAAUACAAGAUUCUCCAGUGGUGACAUCUUCCUCUGCAAUAAUUACAUGGACUUUUCCAGAAGAUCAUCCCCUGCACCCUGGUUUUAUCACAGGUUACCUUGUGACUGUGCAGGAUGGCCAAGGGAGCAACCAGAACCAUACCUACACCAUUUCAGUAGACAACCCACACAGGAAGACCAUCACAGUGAACAGUCUGAUGGAGAACAAAGAGUACACCUACUACAUACAAGCCUGUACAUCAGUGGGCCCUGGUCCUCCUACACACCGCCGGUUCAGAACCUCCCCCGACUAUUCUCUGUUUUGGGUGAAAAUUGUAAUACCGAUGGCUUUCCUCUUUGGUUGCUGUACACUUCUAUACUGGACAAGACUGAGGAAUACAGUUGUGGAAAUUUUCACGCAUCCAACCAAGGUGAAUGUGAAAAUAGUAGAGCUGGACAGCUGCCUUUACGAGAUGAGCAAGAGGAUUGGAGCCCUGAGAGUGGAAGACUGCAUGUGCUGUGACCUCGAGAUCAUAGACGUCAGGCCAGGCAUGGCAGAGCGGAAGUUUAUGAUCUGUCCCAACGACGCCGGUUGUUCUUCCGUCCACCCAACAGAGCACUGCUACAGCACGGAGCUGCUCGACGAUGUCUGUGACGAUCCCGUUAGCGACAGCAGCAUGAACGUGUGUAAUUUCACAUACUCGCCAACCAUAACAGAGGUGUCGUUUUGUAGGUCAUCGUUCAGCUCUGACGGUCUCAUAGAGGGACAGCCUGUCCCACCACACAGCACAUGCAUCAAGGGCUAUGUUACCUCCGCAGUUGUGCCAACGUGAAUUCUGGCCUGUAUUUUCUCUCCGUGUCCUACUCGUUCCAGUUUCAUGCAUUACACUUCUAUUUGUUGCAGAAACUUUGCAAGAGGAGGAUCCAUCUUUUUCGAAGGCAAUAUUGUUAAAUGUAUGUAGGCCUAUGUAGUCACACAAACCAAGGUGUUAGGAAUGUGUCAUAUAUGGAGAGGCAUCAUUAACACAAAAUGUGUAGUUUGUAUAUUGUAUUCAAUGUUGUUUUUUUUUUUUUUUUUACAAUAAACAAAAAAUCAAGAUGAUAUUGUGACCAGGAUGCUACAGGCUGUGUUGUAUUUAAAAUGCAAUUUAAAUACAUAUUUGUAGAAGUCACAUGUGCAAUGGUGCGAUGUUAGUGAUUUGAUAUGUAGCUAAGGCACCCAUGCUGCCAACAAGAGUGCUGUUUCAUAUAAAUGUAGGCCUAAUUACAAACCAAAUGUUAAACUGUUUAUAAACAUUAAACUGUUCAUAAAUGAAGUAUAGGUAUUUUAGAUAUAUAAGGACUAUAACCAUAUUGAAAUCGACACAUCUCCCUUUAAAAGUUUCCUACAUUUUCAAUAUUGGAAUCAGAACCCCGUACCUGAAAGCCGCAAUAAGGAGUUAUGUUCCAAAACUAGCAAACUAACUACCUAAAAGGCAUGCAAAAACCACCAACAGCCCAGUUGAC